CCCAUCAUUGGGUUGUCAGUGGAGGAAUAGUGCCCCACUCGUUGGGACAUGUACACUGAUCAUGCAGGGCACAGAUGCUCAUGUGCCCUGAUUGAUGAGUGUAGCCCCAUGCAGUGCACUGUCAGUGUGUCCAUCAGUGCCACAUCAAUGCCCACAUAUCAGUGCCUACCUAUUUGCACAUCAAUGCCACAUAUCAGUGCACACAAUGCCACAUAUCAGUGCCCACAUCUUGAGCUGAAAUUUCAUGUCACCUAUCAGUGCCAGUCAGAGCCACCUAUCGAAUGCCAAUCAGUGCCACCUAUCAGUGCUGCCAAUCAGUGCCACCUAUUA
This is a messenger RNA of Staurois parvus, 330 nucleotides long. NCBI's taxonomy places the organism in Eukaryota, Metazoa, Chordata, Amphibia, Anura, Ranidae. The record is from the annotation of a GenBank genome assembly.